GGAGUAAAAUGGCUGCAGCACGAGUGCUGAGCACCUGGAACAGGAAUGCCAGGCGGCUGAUUUGUAUUCGCUAUUUUCAAACAUGUAGUAGUGUUCAUGUUUUGAAGUCAAAAUAUGUGUAUUUCUUUGGUUAUCCUUCAUUCAAAUAUAGUCAUCCGCAUCGGUUGCUGAAAACAACUGCUGCUCUACAUGGACAGAUUGUUCAAUUCAAACUCUCAGACAUCGGAGAAGGGAUUAGAGAAGUAACUGUUAAAGAAUGGUAUGUCAAAGAAGGAGAUACAGUGUCUCAAUUUGAUAGCAUCUGUGAAGUUCAAAGUGAUAAAGCUUCUGUUACCAUCACUAGUCGUUAUGAUGGUGUCAUUAAGAAACUCUAUUAUAAUAUAGACGAAAUUGCCUUUGUGGGGAAGCCAUUAGUUGACAUAGAAACGGAAGCUUUGAAAGAUUCAGAAGAAGAUGUUGUCGAAACUCCUGCUGUGUCCCAUGAUGAACACACACACCAAGAAAUAAAAGGCCAAAAAACACUGGCAACUCCUGCAGUUCGCCGCCUUGCAAUGGAAAACAAUAUUAAGUUGAGUGAAGUUGUUGGCUCAGGAAAAGAUGGCAGAAUACUUAAAGAAGAUAUUCUCAACUAUCUGGAAAAGCAGACAGGAGCUAUAUUACCUCCUUCACCCAAAGCUGAAAUUAUGCCGCCACCACCAAAACCGAAAGACAGGACUGUUCCUAUGCCAGUGUCAAAACCUGCAGUAUUCACAGGCAAAGACAGAACAGAACCCUUGAAAGGCUUUCACAAAGCAAUGGUGAAGUCCAUGACUGCAGCCCUGAAGAUUCCUCACUUUGGGUAUUGUGAUGAGGUUGACCUGACUGAACUGGUUAAGUUACGAGAAGAAUUAAAACCUGUUGCUUUAGCUCGUGGAAUUAAACUCUCCUUUAUGCCCUUCUUUUUAAAGGCUGCUUCCUUGGGAUUACUACAGUUUCCUAUCCUUAAUGCUUCUGUGGAUGAAGCUUGCCAGAACAUAACAUAUAAGGCUUCUCAUAAUAUUGGAAUAGCAAUGGAUACUGAGCAGGGGUUGAUCGUCCCAAAUGUGAAAAACAUACAGAUCCGCUCCAUAUUUGAGAUCGCCACUGAAUUGAACCGCCUCCAAGAAUUGGGCUCUGCAGGUCAGCUUGGAACUGCUGAUAUUACUGGAGGGACAUUCACUCUUUCUAACAUUGGCUCUAUUGGUGGUACUUAUGCCAAACCUGUGAUAAUGCCCCCUGAAGUAGCAAUUGGGGCUCUUGGAUCAAUUAAGGCUCUUCCUCGAUUUAACCAGAAAGGGGACGUAUAUAAGGCCCAGAUAAUGAACGUGAGCUGGUCAGCCGAUCACAGAGUUAUUGAUGGUGCUACAAUGUCCCGCUUCUCUAAUUUGUGGAAAUCUUAUUUAGAAAACCCAGCUUUUAUGCUACUAGAUCUGAAAUGAAGAUGGAUAAGAUAUCCUGGAACUUUUUACACUUCCAAAGAACACGAGUAUGUAAAGCCUCGCUGUACCAGCACAUGUUCUUCAUUGUAAUCUGUAUUAUAAAAUGAUUUGUAUGACAUGAUUAAGGUUCUAAGGCACAAUAUUUAUCACUGUUCUGUUAGACUUUUUACUGAAAAUGAAUAAUGGUGUGAUAGUUCUCCUAGAACUGUUCUGUCACAAUUUAUAGGUCAUAGUGUGACUUAGUAUGUUGCUGAGAUCUUUGUGUCAACGAAUUGAAACUGGCAAG
This is a messenger RNA of Chrysochloris asiatica (Cape golden mole), 1743 nucleotides long. RefSeq names its product dihydrolipoamide branched chain transacylase E2 (gene DBT). NCBI's taxonomy places the organism in Eukaryota, Metazoa, Chordata, Mammalia, Afrosoricida, Chrysochloridae. Bases 9 to 1457 code for a protein of 482 amino acids. Gene Ontology annotation, cellular component: mitochondrion; cytoplasm. The record is from RefSeq and is a predicted model, not a curated record. Gene Ontology annotation, molecular function: lipoic acid binding; acetyltransferase activity. The transcript has 11 exons.